AUGAUACCUUUCCCGAAAUUUUUAAUACUGAGCUUGGUAGCGUACAUCUCGCAAGAUCCUUACUACGUAAAUGAAUGCGGCACAUCAUGGAACCAUACAACUGGCGGAAGUAGCAACCCCAGGGACAGGAUUAGUAGAUUAUUAACGGCUAAAUUGGAUAUGCAAAAACCAAAGCCAACUAAAGUUCAUGCUAAACCUGGUAACGGUGCACCUAAGGAAACCGUGCCACCAGGAAACAACCCUGGUAAACCAGGUUCUAAGGUUCCAUCAGAAAAACCGAUGCCACCGUCCUCACAAGAUAAGGCACCAAGUGAAAAAAAAGAAAGCAAGCCAAAAGGAACUGAAGUGAAGAAUGGAACGGAUAAGAAAACACCAGAACAAAGUCAAUCUCCGGUCAGUCGUAGUGGAGGUUUUCUUAAGAACACCGCUUUAGGAAAAUUGUUUAAAAAACAAGAUCCUACGGUUGGAUCAGAUGGACCAUUAGCUGCCUCACAGAAUAAUGAACAAGGCGAAAAAGCUACGAACAAGUCCGCAGGACUCCCGAGUGUACCGGCACGUACGGUAGUUAAGAAUAAAAGGUGGAUAUUCUUCGGUGUGUCCAAUUCUGCUUUUAAUACAGCAGUGGGUUGCUUGUACUUCGUAUCAUCUCUUGAAAAAUCUUUGCUUACCAUAUUUAUUUCUGCAUAUAGCGGAAGCAUAAUUGUUGUGCUCUUGAUUCUGUUAUACCUGUGUAUUCACGGAAUACAAAGGUCCAGAAAGUCGACAAAAAAAUUGAUUGGCAAUACUAGCCCAGAAAAACAGAAAAAGCUGGAAGUACCCGGGAAUGCAGAAGUACCCAAGAAAGUAGAAGCACCUAAGACACCGGAAGUAGCUGAGAAGACGGAAGCACCAAAGAAACCGGAAGCACCUAACAAACCGGAAGCACCUAACAAACCGGAAGCAACAAAGAAACCGGAAGCACCUAACAAACCGGAAGCAACAAAGAAACCGGAAGCACCGGGGAAACUGAAAUUACCUUGGUCACAGAAAUUACGCAAAAAACCAUAA
Messenger RNA from Plasmodium fragile, 1047 nucleotides. RefSeq lists its product as uncharacterized. The record is from RefSeq and is a predicted model, not a curated record. Bases 1 to 1047 code for a protein of 348 amino acids. NCBI's taxonomy places the organism in Eukaryota, Apicomplexa, Aconoidasida, Haemosporida, Plasmodiidae. The transcript has 2 exons.